This is a messenger RNA of Ixodes scapularis (black-legged tick), 2486 nucleotides long. RefSeq names its product cholinesterase 1. The transcript is spliced from 3 exons. The coding region runs from base 1 to 1734 and encodes 577 amino acids. Gene Ontology annotation, biological process: acetylcholine catabolic process; choline metabolic process. Gene Ontology annotation, molecular function: acetylcholinesterase activity. Gene Ontology annotation, cellular component: plasma membrane. NCBI's taxonomy places the organism in Eukaryota, Metazoa, Arthropoda, Arachnida, Ixodida, Ixodidae. The record is from RefSeq and is a predicted model, not a curated record.
AUGUUGGAUGACAAAAUCAAAAGUCGGGCCACGAUGGCAACGUUCCACUAUCUUACCCUGUUGCACUUGGCAGCUGUUGCAAGUCUUGCGGCUUCUGCGUCCGAGAAUGAUAUUUUCUCCGAAGCUCCUGUGGUGUGCUUCAAGACAGGAUGUGUGCGCGGGACGCAAAAGAUGGUUGAGGACAAAACUGUGAACGAGUUCUACGGAAUCCCGUACGCAAUGCAGCCGACAGGAGCUCUGCGCUUCAAAAAGCCACAACCCCAGUACGACUGGGGCACCGGGAUCUACAACGCCACGGUCAAGCCUCCUUCCUGCCCGCAGGUGUAUUUUUAUGCCGACGAGCGUUGGAACAACUACGACUUGAGUGUCAGCGAAGAUUGCCUCUACCUGAACGUGUGGACUCCAGAUACCUGCCAAGACCGGUCCAAGUGCACCAAGAAGCCAGUUAUCGUAUUCAUUCACGGAGGAGCAUUCACUUAUGGAGGCUCUGAGCGGGCAUCAACGGAUAUGUCACACCUGUCAGCCGUCGGAGAUGUGGUUUCAGUGUCGUUCAACUACCGACUAAACGCUUUGGGAUUCUUGUACGCUCGGCACAGGGACGUGCCAGGAAACGCAGGGCUCUUCGAUCAGAACCUCGCGCUCAAGUGGGUAAAAGACAACAUCGAAUAUUUCGGCGGAGAUCCGGACAGCAUCACCGUGAUGGGGCAUGGUGCGGGAGCCCAGAGCGUCGGCUAUCACAUGUUGUCGCCCAUGAGUCGAAACUUGUUCAAGAGGGCAAUUUUACUGGGAGGUAGUCCUUACACCUCAUCGCCGUUGAAUCGAAGAGACGUCGCUUAUAACAGGGCCCUCACGGUUGCUCGAAAGCUAGGCUGCCUCAAUACUCAGUUGGACUGGGUGAGGAACUCGAGUGGCGUCAUCAGCUGUCUUCAACAGAAGGACGCUUUGGAUGUAGCGUCCAGCUCGCAAUACGAGUUUAGGAGAGGUCGGAUAUCGCUUUUACCCGUGUUUGGAGAAGAGUUUCUGCCUAAAACUCCCAGGGAUAUGAUGCAGGACAUACGAAGCUUCAGCGGCAUGGAUGUCUUGAUGGGCAUCACGGAAGAGGAAGGUUCCGAACUUCUCUACUACGGCGGAUAUUUUGACGGAGCGCCUAUAAAUGAUAUCAAGAUGGGAGACAUCCGUUACCUGGUGGGACUCUACUUCGGCACCAUGUACAAACGAAAUGCAUCUCCGGUGUCGAACUAUUACUUGAACAUGACCAAGCCCUCUGCGAGCCAGAUGAUCAAGGCUGGAGGACGUGCCAUUGGAGACGGAAUCACUCUUUGUCCCGGCAAGGAAUUUGGAGAAAGCCUAGCGAACCUGGGAGCCAAGGUGUACUACUUUAUGUUGACGCAGCAAUCAUCGUUUGGAUCGGAGCUCUUCGGGCCAACACACGGAGAAGACAUGUUGUACAUGCUCGGUUCUAUGAAUGACAUGAACGCCAACCUAGACGAGAGGCGCCUUUCGGAGAGGAUGAUGAAGAUGGUCGGCGAGUUCACGAGGUCGGGGACGCCAAGUAUGCCAUCAAUGAUGCCAUCCUGGCCGACCUUCUCUGCCGAGAAACCCCAGUACGUUACCCUGUCAGCGCACAACGCAAGCGUCCACACCGGACCACGACUUCAGGAGUGCAGCUUCUGGAAGAACUUCUGGAGAAUUCGUGGUCGCAGUGCGCAGUCGCAGAACAUCGUACUGGGAUAACCUCUCGAUUUCGUGCAACUGUCGCCAUGCGAUAGCUUGAACACUUCUGGGGGGAAAACACAAUAGAAAAUUCUGCUAUUGGUGCCUCUUUCCCCAGGGUAGGGUUGUGUUCGAAUAGCGUCAAGUGAUAUGCAUUUUCCGACAGCUGUUCUUUUUAAUUUCUCAAACAUUGCAAAGCAGUAUAUUUUAUUUCUCCUUUGACAUCCGUGACUUUUGUAAUGUGAUUAAUUGUAUAGAUCUUCCAUUAUUGUUACAUCUCUCAUCGCUGUGGCGUCAAGAACGGCUCAGAUUUUUCUUUGUUUUGUGAUGACGCUCUAACAAGUGUGUUGUUGUUGCACGUCACCAUCAUCAGCACAUCACUUUCUCGAGCUCGAAAUGUUUGUGUAAAUCAUGUGAUACCACCAAAUCUCUUUCUUCGCUAACAUUAAUUGAGUGACUUUUCAGAAAAUUAAAAUUAUAUAUAUUUCGGUGUCAGUUUACAUUUCUGAUCGCCAUGCCGUCAGCUCCAUACAUUUUUGUUUCUUUUCAUUUUUUGUCCAUUGACCGCAUGCACUGCCCUGGCAUUCAUGGAUAUGUGCCAACUCUUUCUCGAGAUUCAUCGCCUGUCGAAUUCUAUAGUGUUUGGUUAUGAAUUAAACUAACUUCGACACAAAUAUUUAAUUAUAGUUUGCAUUAGCAUGAUUCAGCAAGUGAGCGAAUGAAAAUGCUAAACAAGGGUUCUGUGUAUUGAAUAAAAUAGUUCAUCUUUGUUA